CACUGACGAGAACAAUCUACACGGUACCUGCGCUGUUUCAUACCAAGCGUCCAACUUGCUACGAACGAUUUGAAACCCAGGUCAUUCUUCAUCAUGGAGGUGUUAAGCGCGUACAGCUUUGCGACAGCAGGAUGGUUCACGCUCCAGUCGAUACCUCUGAUCCUGUCCCCAAAGCUCAUCGUAACGAUGCUUUCGCUCAACCUUCAUGAGGCAUCACCCCUCGAGAUCUACUUUUCUCGCUCGCUCGGCUGUGCUCUACUUACCAUGGCAGCGCUCAACCUUCUCCUUACAGGUGCAAUGCCUUGGAGCUCAACUCCGCAAUACAGUCCCGAGAAACCCGACCCGUACGCGCAGCCAACUCUGCUGAUCACUACCUUCUACCACUCUGCGCUAGCCUUCUACUGCUAUAUGCAAUAUACUCAAACGGAGCUCAGCGGCUUUCUGUUGGCAAUAGUUGGGAACUCGUCGCUGGCUGCCAUGGGACUGUGGUGCAUCUUAUUCGCAACGGACAAGGGGCACAUCAGCAGGCGCACUGGCAAGGACAAGCGGGUCAGUGGAUUCCCGUUCAAGAACGUAGACGCCGACGCUGCCAGAGGAAAGAAGAAACUGUAGAACAGACCGACUCUUGCGCGUCGGUCUGGCUUCAGAUGUGUGCAUAAACAGAGCGGGAUGUGGAUUUAUAAUCGCUUGCAAAUUUUACGAAUCAAGAUUCUUGCUGCGCGAGCCUCACACGGACCUCGAAGUCCGUGGGCUUCACGAACCAGUAGUUCUCCGAA
This is a messenger RNA of Verruconis gallopava, 776 nucleotides long. RefSeq lists its product as uncharacterized. The transcript has 3 exons. Bases 94 to 612 code for a protein of 172 amino acids. The record is from RefSeq and is a predicted model, not a curated record. Lineage: Eukaryota; Fungi; Ascomycota; Dothideomycetes; Venturiales; Sympoventuriaceae.